Messenger RNA from Cyclopterus lumpus (lumpfish), 2174 nucleotides. RefSeq lists its product as uncharacterized. The record is from RefSeq and is a predicted model, not a curated record. The transcript has 14 exons. The coding region runs from base 57 to 1313 and encodes 418 amino acids. Lineage: Eukaryota; Metazoa; Chordata; Actinopteri; Perciformes; Cyclopteridae.
UCCUCAUUAGAAAAUCAGUCCACAUUGUCGACGGUUCUCUCCAUUCCUUCGACAAAAUGACCCUUACUACUGCUCUAACCUUCGUGGUUUUGGUUUUCUGUAUCGACAAAUCAUCAGAAUGCCCUCAGAAAAACACCUCCUGCAACGACAUUAAAGCUGCUGAGAGAUUCACGUUCGUCCAUCAGUGUCCUGAAAACAGCGAGAUCGAAGUGUUCAUUAAUGGGACCCUGCUUGCCAUAUUGUCUAUAUCUGGCAAUUUGAAGACUUUGGAUGAAGACAUAAUCAUUGACAACGAUUCAGUCGUUACAAGAAACUGUCAAGACCUGAAAAUAAAAUGCAUAAUUCAUCUCACAGAGACAUCUGUAAACGAGGCGUGUUUGGAUUAUAAAGUUACAGGGAUGCCCAACCCAGAUCCCUUUCAGCCACCAACACCACAGAACCUCAUCAUCGGUGGGGCCGGUAAUUUGAUUUUGGUUAUUGGGGCGCUUUGUUAUUGUUGUAAAAGGAAGUACCACGUUGCACCGGGAGUCGCCUGGUAUCUACACAUGCUACGUUGCUCUUGUCUUAGAAAAGAUGAUUUUGACACGACACAAAACAACGGCGAUAUCAGGCUGAGCGAAACAUGUGCCACAGAUCCAGGUGGAAGUGGUGGAAGUGGUGGAAGUGGUGGAAGCGAGCAGGGAAACACACUUGAAAGUGUGCACGUUCACAGCUGCCUUUGCCUCCAUAGCAUCGAUGCCACGGCUGAUGCCCAGGCUCCUCAGUCCUUUAGUCUGGAGCGCAACUCCAGAAAACAGGGAAUCCAGUUGCCUGAAAGUGGAGUCGUGAUGAUCUCUGAUGGUAACGGGGCCUCGGAUAUUCGAGCCGUGAAUAGCUUGAGGGAUGAUCCAGGAGGAGUGAAUGACAACAACAGGAAAGCCAUUGAUGGGAUCGGGGCGAUGCACAGUGGAUGGACUGCUGGUGAUCGUGGUCCCGAAGGUCCCGAAGGUCCCGAAGGUCCCGAAGGUCCCGAAGGUCCCGAAGGUCCCGAAGGUCCCAAAGGUCCUGAAGAUCCUGAAGAUCCCGAAUGUCCUGAAGAUCCUGAAGAUCCCGAAGAUCCCGAAGAUCCUGAAGAUCCUCAAGGCCAACCGCUGCUGUCGGAUCAUCAGCGAGCUGCCAACCGAGGUGUUGACAUGACAGGGAAAGCCGUAGCUUUGGUGGACAAGCGCGGCUUUGACGCAGACCGGGUCAGCAGGCCCUCGGCGGUACCGGAAACUGACGUGGAGUCAACGCCCGACAUGAACACUGCAGUAUACAUGAAUAUUGAUUUAUAAAAUAGAUAUAUAUAAAGAAUAAAUACAUGAUAUUAAUAACAAUAAUAAUAACCAAAGUAUUCUCACAUGUGGUGCAUUUACUGGCAGCUCCUUUGGGAUCAAGCUUUUAUCUAAAUAAUAAUUUCGCUCUUGAUGAGCGUGCUCUCUUUUUUUUCUCACAAUAUCAGGCGAUAUAUUCUCUACAUGUGCCAAAGUGAUCGCGACACAUUGAAAUCAUUCUGAUGCCGCACGUUUUUCUUCAGGAAAAAUUAGACAACCACGGUGGAAAUCGGUGUUGUCUAACGUGUUGCUUUCAGCCUAUUCAUCGGCAUGUGAUCAGUCAAUCAGACGGAUUGGAUAACAUAUUCAUUUGGGUCAUUGUUUUUAAAUAUACAUUAAUAGCAACAACAACAACAACAGCAAAAACUCAAGUGUUACUGAGAAUAUAAAGUACUUGACCAAAGGAGGGGUGGACCAUGUCAGCUAAUGCACCACAUACAGAUAUGUAUAUUAAUAUACUUGUAUAACAGGUAUAAUGUAUAGUAUGAAUACAUAUUUAUGAACUAAACAUAUAUAUAUAUAUAUAUAUAUAUAUAUAUAUAUACAGAGAGAGAGAGAGAGAAAUUAUAUCAUAUGCUCUUAAUGACAUAAUAAAUGCAAAGCAUGCAGUAUGAAUCACAACACCUUUUUUUCUUCUUUUUUUUAUACUCUGUAUUUGUGAAUUCAGAGCUCUUAUCGUGAUUCUGUAUUUUUUUUCUUUUCUUGGUUAUGUCUUUUAGUUGCAUUGCUUUUGCUUUUGAGUUGAUCAAUGUGUAUGGAAAUAAUGAUAUUAAUGAAUACAGUAUGAUGAAUUAUGUUUUUGAAUUAAAUUGUUUAAAUCCA